AUGUGGACUAAUCCGGGGAAAGUGCAUCGCUCCGUGCUAGUGUGUCUAUUCCUCACGCUGUGGGCCGAGGUAUCGCAGUCCACGGGUUACUUUGAGCUGCAGUUGCUCUCGGUGGAGAACCCCAGGGGUCAGCUGCUGACCGGUGACUGCUGCGAUUCUGAGAAGAGCGCGUCGGACGGCUACUGCGGCGCGGACGAGUGCGACACCUUCUUCAAAGUGUGCCUAAAGGAAUACCAGGCCGAGGUCGCGACCAGCGGACCGUGCACGUACGGCUCGGAAACUACCAAGGUUAUCGGUGGGAAUACUUUUCAGUUGAGGGGCGGCCAGAAGUCCGGCCAGAACCGGAACGGCGACGCCGGGAAGAUCGUCAUUCCGUUCCAGUUCGCGUGGCCGCGAGCUUACACCCUGAUAGUGGAGGCAUGGGAUAAGGACAACGGGACACACAACAGUGAUGACGAGCUUCUCAUUGACCGCAGCAUCUACAAAGGCAUGAUCAACCCUGGAGAUGAGAAGCAAAUGGUGGAGCAUAAAAGUCUAGUCGCUAACAUCGAGUACACCAUCCGUGUACGCUGCGACGAACAUUACUACGGCAGCAAAUGCAACAAAGUGUGCCGUCCCCGUAACGACUACUUUGGCCACUAUGUGUGUGACCAACUUGGAAACAGAGAGUGUAUGGAGGGCUGGACAGGACCGGACUGUAAAACAGCAAUCUGCAAACAAGGAUGCAGCCCCUUGCACGGAACAUGCAACAUGCCAGGGGAAUGCAUUUGUUCUUACGGUUGGCAGGGCCAGUUGUGUGAUGAGUGCUUGCCAUACCCCGGCUGUGUCCAUGGCACCUGCAGUGAGCCCUGGAAGUGCAACUGUGAGAAGAACUGGGGUGGCCUGCUCUGUGAUAAAGAUCUGAAUUACUGUGGGACCAAUCGGCCCUGUAAGAACGGAGGAACAUGCAUGAACACAGAGCCAGAUGAGUACAAAUGCGCAUGUCCGGACGGCUACUCUGGGAAAAACUGCGAGAUUGCGGAGCAUGCCUGUGUGUCUAACCCCUGUGCCAAUGGAGGGACCUGCCAUGAAGUCCCGUCGGGGUUUGAGUGUCAUUGUCCUGCCGGUUGGUCUGGGCCGACGUGCGCAAAAGACACGGACGAAUGCGCAUCCAGCCCUUGUGCUCAGGGUGGGACCUGCAUCGACAUGGAGAAUGGCUUCGAAUGCCUCUGCCCUCCGCAGUGGACAGGCAAAACCUGCCAGAUCGACAUUAAUGAAUGUGCAGGGAAGCCUUGCCUCAAUGCUUACUCUUGCAAAAACUUGAUUGGUGGAUAUCACUGUGCCUGCUUUCGUGGAUGGGUGGGCCAGAACUGUGACCUCAAUAUGAACAGCUGCCACGGACAGUGUCAAAAUGGAGGGACUUGCAAGGAUAUGACCAGAGGCUACCAGUGUGUUUGUCAAUCGGGUUUCGCGGGCCGGCACUGUGAGAUUCAGAGAAACAGUUGCUCCAGCGGUCCGUGUAAGAACGGCGGCCGCUGCCAUGCCCUGCUGGAUGGGUUUAUGUGCGAAUGCCCACAUGGUUUCAGUGGCACAACGUGCGAGACGCAAAACGAUCCUUGUAGCCCGAACCCCUGUCACAACAAGGCCCAGUGCCACAGCCAGAAGGGUGACUUUUACUGCAGCUGCCCAGAUGACUACGAGGGUAAAACCUGCUCAAAGCUCAAGGACCACUGCAAGACCAACAAGUGUCGAGGUAGCCAAUCACAUGGAGAAUUCUGA
Menidia menidia (Atlantic silverside) is the source of this 1758-nucleotide messenger RNA. The record is from the annotation of a GenBank genome assembly. Lineage: Eukaryota; Metazoa; Chordata; Actinopteri; Atheriniformes; Atherinopsidae.